Molecule: messenger RNA, 1770 nt
Organism: Paraphaeosphaeria sporulosa
Lineage: Eukaryota; Fungi; Ascomycota; Dothideomycetes; Pleosporales; Didymosphaeriaceae
Product: kynureninase
Exons: 2
Coding region: 64-1563 (499 amino acids)
Biological process (GO): NAD+ biosynthetic process
Cellular component (GO): cytoplasm
Molecular function (GO): kynureninase activity; pyridoxal phosphate binding
Source: RefSeq, a predicted model, not a curated record
CCUCUUGCUGCCUCACGCACUCGCCACCCCAGGCCCUGCCCGCCCAGCUCCGCCAGCUCCGCUAUGCCCCAAUUCUCCAACCCCUACGCCGCCACCAGCGACCAAGACCUCCUCUCCGAAGCCUUUGCCCGCGGCGAGGACGCGCGCGAUCCUCUGAGCAAGCUCCGCGCCGAGUUUGUGAUCCCAACAAAGGGUGACCUGCGCAACCAAAGAUAUGGCCCCGCGGAAAACGCUACCGUGAGUGCAGGCCAUGUCUCGCGCGACGACGACCACGACGAGUCCAUAUAUCUGUGUGGAAACUCGCUCGGCUUGCAGCCCCGUCGUACGCGCGAGUAUGUAAACCGUUAUCUCGACACUUGGGCCUCCAAAGGCGUCUUCGGCCACUUCAAGCCACUCCAAGGCGGGCUGCCACCAUGGCUGGACCUCGACGAUGCCCUCAAGGAGCAGACGGCCACGAUCGUCGGAGCGCUUCCCAGCGAGGUCGUUGUUAUGGAGACACUGACGGCCAAUCUGCACCUGCUCAUGUCGAGCUUUUACAAGCCUACCUCAGAACGGUACAAGAUCAUCAUCGAAGGAAAAGCCUUCCCCAGUGACCACUACGCCGCUCAGUCGCAGCUCGCCCACCACGGCAUCCCCUCGUCCGCCCUCAUCACCAUCACGCCACCCUCCGACGACUCUCCCUACCUCACCACCGAGCAUAUCCUCUCCGUCAUCUCCCAACACAAUGCCACCACCGCUCUCGUCCUCCUUCCGGGCAUUCAGUUCUACUCGGGCCAGUUCUUCGAUAUCGAGCUGAUAACGCGCCACUGCCACAGCCUGGGCAUAAUCGUUGGCUGGGACCUUGCGCAUGCAGUCGGCAACGUGCCUGUCAAGCUGCACGACUGGAACGUCGACUUCGCCGCGUGGUGCAACUACAAGUACAUGAACGGCGGGCCCGGUGUCAUCGGUGGGCUGUUCGUCCACGAUAACCACGGCAAGGUCGAAAAGGCCCAGGUUGACGGCGACGCAGAGUACAACAACGACACACAGCUUCACUACCGCCCACGUCUGAGCGGCUGGUGGGGCAGCGAUAAGAGCAGCCGCUUCCGCAUGGAGAACAAGUUUGUUCCCAUCCCAGGUGCAAGCGGGUUCCAGCUUAGCAACCCCAGUGCUUUGGACAUGACGUCUGUUCUCGCCAGCCUAGAUGUCUUUUCCAUGACUUCCAUGGAAGCGCUCCGUGCGCGUAGUCUGCGCCUCACUGCAUAUCUUGAACAGCGACUCCUGCGGUAUGACAACAAGACACCGCCGUACAAGAUCAUCACUCCUGCCAACCCUGCUGAGCGCGGCGCACAGAUUAGUGUACUAUUGAACCCAGGCCUUCUCGACCAUGUUCUGCACUACAUCGAAGAACACGGCGUAGUCGUCGACGAGCGGAAGCCAGACGUCUUGCGCGUGGCACCUGCUCCGCUAUACAAUUCGUUCUGGGACGUGCAUCGCUUCAUUGAAAUUUUCCAGGAAGGGUGCCGCAGAGCCAUUGUACAAAAGGGCAAAGCAUCUGCACAGACGCCUAACGGCGUUGCCUAAUUGUACCAUGGGAUACUGACUGUCAUAUCCGGUAUACACUAUUCCAGUAUGUUGUACAUGUAGGGCGGUAUCUGCGUAGUUUUCCCUGCGACUUUCUUCGUUUCUGUGACAUCACAUAUACCCUAGCAAAAGUUUCCGGUGGGAGAACACCGACCAUAAUUAUUGUUUAAUACAAACCUCGAAAAUACAUCUCGUACUCACCUCUCC